Messenger RNA from Carassius carassius (crucian carp), 686 nucleotides. RefSeq names its product U6 snRNA-associated Sm-like protein LSm2. The record is from RefSeq and is a predicted model, not a curated record. Gene Ontology annotation, molecular function: RNA binding. The transcript has 5 exons. NCBI's taxonomy places the organism in Eukaryota, Metazoa, Chordata, Actinopteri, Cypriniformes, Cyprinidae. Bases 98 to 385 code for a protein of 95 amino acids. Gene Ontology annotation, biological process: mRNA splicing, via spliceosome. Gene Ontology annotation, cellular component: precatalytic spliceosome; Lsm1-7-Pat1 complex; U6 snRNP.
GUUGCGUCUUCAUUCGUCUAGCCAAUAGAAGCACGAAGUGAGGAAACCGGCAGCUCUUUGAUGACGUGUGUGAUCUAAAGCACAAAACCGCGUGAAAAUGCUCUUCUACUCGUUCUUCAAGUCCUUGGUCGGCAAAGAUGUUGUGGUGGAGCUCAAGAAUGACUUGAGUAUUUGUGGAACAUUACACUCAGUCGAUCAGUAUCUGAACAUCAAAAUGACUGAUAUCAGUGUGACCGAUCCAGAGAAAUAUCCGCACAUGUUGUCGGUGAAAAACUGCUUUAUCCGUGGAUCAGUAGUGCGAUACGUUCAGCUUCCUGCGGAUGAGGUGGACACACAGCUAUUACAGGAUGCUGCACGCAAAGAAGCUAUGCAACAGAAGCAAUAAUGUUUACAUCUGAGCAUAGCUUUUUGUUGGACUGUUCAGAAGCAUCAUCUGUGGAGCUUUGUAGAUUAUGUUUUUCCCCCUACCUGAAGCUUUUAUGUAAAGUGGUGAUUUUUUUUCUUCUUCUUAAUUUCCAUUUUUACCUCUGUUGCCAUGAGGCCCAUUACGGAGAGGGAUUGACUUUUUUCAAUAAAUUGUGGUUGUGUGCUUUUAAUAAUGGUUAUAAGGUUCUGUAUUGCAUCCAGAUGACUUUUGUUAGAAGUUCUUCAGACCUACUAAUACAGGAAUAAAGUAUUUUUUUCCA